Messenger RNA from Didymodactylos carnosus, 444 nucleotides. The record is from the annotation of a GenBank genome assembly. NCBI's taxonomy places the organism in Eukaryota, Metazoa, Rotifera, Eurotatoria, Philodinida, Philodinidae.
AUGUGGUUUAAUAUUCAACGUCAGAGACUACCUGGCCUGCUCCAACCCAUAGAUCCACCUUCCGAAGUUUUUCAAGUACGCGGUCUUGAUUGGUGGGGCUCGGCACCAGCUUCCGACGCCCCACAUGUUGAAUUCAAAUUUACACGUGCAAAUGAUCAUUGGUUACACCUGCAUAAUUUUAAAACAUACACUAACAAAAUGGCUCGUCGUAAUGUUCAACAACAACAACCGUGGGCAAAACGUUAUAAUCAAAAUAGAACUGAUCCGUCAUUUCACACUGGAGAGCUUGUUUGGCUUAAAGUAUUAGUUGGCAGAACAAAAUUAGAUGAACGGUAUCGUGACUCUUAUCAAGUAGUUAACGAGCUUGGUCCAUUAAACUAUACAUUUGAUGAUGGCAUUUCUACGGCCACAACACAUGUCCACAACCUAUUACUCGCUUAUUAA